This is a messenger RNA of Marmota flaviventris (yellow-bellied marmot), 2796 nucleotides long. Its product is annotated as ankyrin repeat and SOCS box protein 12. The record is from RefSeq and is a predicted model, not a curated record. Gene Ontology annotation, biological process: positive regulation of protein catabolic process; intracellular signal transduction; phosphatidylinositol dephosphorylation. Gene Ontology annotation, cellular component: cytoplasm; nuclear envelope. Lineage: Eukaryota; Metazoa; Chordata; Mammalia; Rodentia; Sciuridae. Gene Ontology annotation, molecular function: protein binding; phosphatidylinositol-3,5-bisphosphate phosphatase activity; phosphatidylinositol-3-phosphate phosphatase activity.
GCGGCGGCGGUGGCGGCGGGGGCUGUAGCAGCAGCACUGAGGGAUUCAGCUGGCGGGAACUAUUAUCAUGGACCAUAUCACAGUGCCCAAGGUAGAAAAUGUGAAGUUAUUGGAUCGUUAUGUGGGUAAGAAACCAGCUAAUGGGAUUCUGUAUCUUACUGCAACACACCUGAUCUAUGUGGAGGCUUCUGCUACAGCCAGGAAAGAAACAUGGAUUGCACUCCAUCACAUUGCCACUGUGGAAAAGUUGCCCAUCACUAGCAUGGGCUGUCCUCUGAUCCUCCGCUGUAAGAAUUUCCGGGUGGCCCACUUUGUUUUAGACUCUGACCUUGUGUGUGAGGAGGUUUAUAUUUCACUACUCAAGCUUUCUCAGCCAGUAUUACCUGAAGAUCUUUAUGCUUUCUCUUAUAAUCCCAAAUCAUCAAAAGAGAUGAGGGAAAAUGGAUGGAAACUGAUUGACCCAAUAUCAGACUUUGAGAGAAUGGGAAUACCCAAUCGGUAUUGGACCAUAACAGAUGCCAACAGAAACUAUGAGAUAUGCAGUACCUACCCUCCUGAAAUAGUGGUUCCUAAAUCUGUUACCUUGGGAACGGUGGUUGGAAGUUCAAAGUUCAGAAGUAAAGAACGUGUCCCUGUGCUCUCCUACCUCUACAAAGAGAACAAUGCUGCCAUUUGCCGCUGUAGCCAGCCUCUGUCUGGAUUUUAUACUCGCUGUGUAGAUGAUGAGCUCUUGCUAGAGGCCAUUAGCCAAACAAACCCUGGGAGCCAGUUUAUGUAUGUUGUAGAUACAAGACCAAAGCUAAAUGCCAUGGCCAACCGAGCAGCUGGUAAGGGGUAUGAAAAUGAAGACAACUAUGCCAACAUUCGCUUCAGGUUCAUGGGCAUUGAGAACAUUCAUGUGAUGCGGAGCAGCCUGCAAAAACUCUUGGAAGUUUGUGAAUUGAAAACUCCAACAAUGAGUGAAUUUCUUAGUGGCCUGGAGAGCUCAGGGUGGUUGAGACACAUUAAAGCUAUUAUGGAUGCUGGAAUUUUCAUUACAAAGGCAGUAAAAGUAGAAAAGGCCAAUGUUUUAGUCCAUUGUUCUGAUGGGUGGGACCGCACAGCACAAGUCUGCUCUGUGGCCAGCAUUCUUCUAGAUCCAUUUUAUAGGACAUUCAAAGGACUCAUGAUUCUAAUAGAGAAGGAAUGGAUAUCUAUGGGCCACAAGUUCUCACAAAGGUGUGGCCACCUGGAUGGGGACUCUAAAGAAGUGUCCCCUAUCUUCACCCAGUUCCUAGACUGUAUUUGGCAAUUAAUGGAACAGUUUCCCUGUGCCUUUGAAUUUAAUGAAAGCUUUCUGCUGGAGAUCCAUGACCAUGUUUUCUCCUGCCAAUUUGGAAACUUCCUUGGAAACUGCCAAAAGGAUCGGGAAGAUCUAAGAGUCUAUGAGAAAACACAUUCUGUGUGGCCUUUCUUGGUUCAGAGGAAACCAGACUUCAGGAAUCCCCUCUAUAAAGGUUUCACUGUAUAUGGAGUGCUCAAUCCUAGUACUGUGCCCUACAACAUUCAGUUCUGGUGUGGGAUGUAUAACCGCUUUGACAAAGGCCUGCAGCCCAAACAGAGUAUGCUAGAGAGCCUCCUGGAAAUUAAGAAACAGAGAGCAAUGCUUGAAGCAGAUGUGUAUGAACUAGAAAAGAUCUGGCAUAUCUUCCUCCUCAUAAUGAAAGUAGUCCUGUUACAAUCAGCCAAAAUGAACCUCAUGGAUAUCACCAAGAUCUUCUCCCUCCUGCAGCCCGAAAAAGAGGAGGAGGACACAAACACCGGGGAAAAACAGGCUCUCAAUCAAGCAGUAUAUGACAACGACUCCCAUACCUUGGAUCAGCUUCUACGCCAGGAGCGUUACAAACGUUUCAUCAACAGCAGGAGUGGCUGGGGUGUUCCUGGGACACCCUUGCGCUUGGCUGCUUCUUAUGGACACUUGAGCUGUGUGCAGGUCCUCCUGGCACAUGGCGCUGAUGUUGACAGUUUGGACGUCAAGGCACAGACACCACUUUUCACUGCCGUCAGUCAUGGCCAUCUGGACUGUGUGCGUGUGCUUUUAGAAGCUGGGGCAUGUCCUGGAGGUAGCAUCUACAACAAUUGUUCUCCUGUGCUCACAGCUGCCCGUGAUGGUGCUAUUGCCAUCCUGCAAGAGCUCCUAGGCCAUGGUGCAGAGCCCAAUGUCAAGGCUAAGCUACCAGUGUGGGCAUCAAAUAUAGCUUCAUGUUCUGGCCCUCUCUAUUUGGCUGCAGUCUAUGGACACCUGGACUGUUUCCGCCUGCUUUUGCUCUAUGGGGCAGAUCCUGAUUACAACUGCACUGACAAGGGCCUACUAGCUCGUGUUCCACGACCCCGCACCCUCCUUGAUAUCUGCUUUCACCAUAAUUGUGCGCCAGAGUAUAUCCAGCUGUUAAUUGAUUUUGGUGCUAAUGUCUACCUUCCAUCUCUCCCUCCGGACCAGACCUCUCAUGAUGAUAAAGGUGUUACAUUGCUGAUACAGGCCCGAGCCACUCCACGGUCACUCCUAUCCCAGGCCCGUUUAGUUAUCCGCAGAGCCCUGCGCCAGACCUGCCAGCCACAAGCCAUCGACCAGCUGGAUAUUCCCCCCGUGUUGAUUAGCUACCUCAAACACCAAACAUGAUCUUGCAAUGUUUCCAGGAACCCAUGAUACCUCCAAAAACCACCUAAGGACCCAGGUAUCUGUAGGGCACAACAACCCACUCAACUGGAGCUGUCCUCCCAUAUUAUCCUCCAUGAUUAAAUCCUCAGCAAAAAGUC